AUGGAGUCAAGUAAUCAAGACGAUAUUUUGCGAAACGCAGUGCGUCAAAACUUAGACAAAUGGCUGCAAAAAUUAGAUUGUUCUAGGGACGUUGAAAAAAAGUUGCAGUAUAAAUUAAAGUUUGUAGAGAAGCUUCGUACCUCGCCAGUAGCAGUUGAGACCGAACGGGCGAACGAGCAACACUAUGAAGUACCCACCGACUUUUUUAGAACCGUGAGUUGCAUUAUUAUUCUAAGAGGGAAGGUUUGAGAAAAUAACUUAGCCUGAAAAUGCCAAAUAAGCUCAAAUGUAUUUAUACAUGGGUAUAGCUCAAGGAGAAUUUUCUCCUUGUGAAUAGUCGGCGACCGCAGAGGUAUUUUUGGUCGUAGCUAACACGCGUACUAAAUCAGUUCAGAAACAAAUAAAAAGUAUUGACGUACUAGAUAAAGUAGGGAGUAAAAAAACUUUUGCGAGUAAAUCAUGUUUCUUGUAAAAUUAAUCGCCUCCUCAUGUCUCGAUCUAAUAUCCAAGCAGGCGAGACCUGAAUGCCACUGUAAGCGCGUUCUUGUUACCGAGAAAAGAACAUAGAUACAUUAGUAACAUAACAGAUGUUGCAUCAAAGAGAUAAUCUAGAAAGAGAAUUGAGCCAUGUGAUCAUAACUCAUCUGGGAAGCUUACUUGAGGCCCGGGUAGGUACUUUAGGAACUUUUGGGUGGGGAUGUGCUGCUGAGUCCCUGGAACCCUUAGCCUAUACCAGAGCUCGUUCAAGUGAAUUUUGCUACCCUAUACCAGGGACCGCGGAGCAAGGUGAAAAGUGGGAGGGCUGACAAUUAAAAAUAAUUUUUUCAUAUUGAAAAUCGAAAAAAGGAAUAAAAUAAUAGUAUUUGAUUUGUUUCUGUCGCGUGACUUUGCAUGCUUUAUCCAGUAUUUGUAGCUCUCUAUAGGUCGGCAUUAGUGAAGAGACCGAAAUUCUUCAUACGAUUUUCAUUCCGUCCAGCAAAUGUGUUUGCGAUCUGAAUCACGUCCAAGCUAUUGAAAUGCUUACUGGUCAAACUCAAACUCACGAUUUUCACUGCAAGUAGUUGUCGUCUUUUCUGCAGAGCUUACAGACUUUGACGAAGUCCCAGAUAACUCUAAUAAACGACCAACAUACACGGUCAGUUCAAAUUCAAUGCAAGAAAAGACGCGAUUACAAUUUUAGUAUAGAAAAUACUACACUGAAGUGAUCUGAAAAAUUUCUAACUAUGGCCGUUCACUGUUCAAGUAAUGUAAUUCUUCUUUCCAUCGAAUAUUUCAUUGAUUCGAAAGGAGAAAGACAAAAUAUAAAACUUUUAUCAACUCAAAACAACUACUCACCUUCGUUUGGCUUGAAAAAGCUAGUAAUUUUCUUCAUUUCGUCUGAUAAAACUGAUAAAAAACUCUGCCGGAGCUGGAAGUACAAAACACCCUGCUGAACGAAGCGAAGGGGUGGCCAAGGCAUGGCGUUUGAUCAAGGGGUAAGUCGGCCCCAGGGCACAAUUACCACGAAAAGCACAGGAGCCCCACAAAAUGCCUGGCGUUUGAAAUUAAAGAAAAUACAGAGAAUAUAGCGCAAUAUAGACGGAAAAAAAACUUGUUUCAAGUCUUUUUUAAAUUUUAAUUAUUAGUUUUUAGCGCUAAAAGUGGGGGCGGGGGAGCAAAAAAGUGGUGGGGCCGUGGCCCUACCAGCCCCUCCCCCUCCGCGGUCCCUGUAUACUAGACUAAACUACAGAGGUCACAAACACAGUCCAGCCAAAGCAAAACCGACUUGAUCUUUUCUUAUUUUUGAAUGGCAAUUCCCGGUUUCCCUAGUGUAGACUAAAGUCUUCAAUCAAUUGAUCAGUUUUGUGGAAAAUGAUACCCUAUUCUGGACCUAAACUCUCUGAUUUAUAUACCUUAUCCCAGUACCCCCGGACUUGAGGCAUGUUUUUAUCCUUGAUUAAACUAUAUUUCAGAGGAAAAUUGUUAAAACAACAUAUAAAAAAGUGAAAGUUUCUUCAUUAUUUUGGUAGGUUCUUGGGAGAAGACUCAAGUACAGUAGCUGCCUGUGGCCAGAAGAUGUCUCCACUUUAGAGGAAGGUUUGUUUGCUAAAGUUACAAAUGCAGUUCUUGACAGUAAGGGCUCAGGCAAUUGCUUUUUAGUGAAAAUGUAAGCGAAAGGACUUAUUGUUCAGUUUCAAUGAACAAACAGCUUGAGAAUAUGUCUUAAUACUAUGCAAACAAUGAAAUAUUGAAUGGUUGUCACCUUAUUCAUUAAUUACAGUAUUUACAGUCGAACCUUUCUAAUAUGGACACCGAAGAGGCGGAGUGAAGUGUCCGUAUUAGAGAGGUGUCUGUAUAAAAGAGGCAAUACGAUAACAUGACUUUUACGACUCCCCACUUACAGUCUUAAGUGUUCAGUGGCUAAAUCAAGCCUACUCUUUUCUUUAAACUGCACUUAAGUUUAUUCAUUCACAGUGCAAAGACACUGUCUUUCAGUAUCAUACAAAAUUAUAAAUAUCAGCUACGUAUGUACAUUCGUAGACAAAUCACUGUUUUAAAACAAAGCAAGCUACAGCACAAUGGUGCCUGUAAAAAAAUUGUGAUGUAAAGAACAAUUCUGAAAGCGUCUUUCGCUAUUUUGCAAGUGCAGUAAACAGUAACUAGAGUACAAAAUGUAAUAGAAAAGAUCUUUAUGCUAUCUGUAGUUUAUUCAACCCUUACAAAACUCGGGUAUGUUCCUCUGUACACCUUUCACAAAUCGUUGUUUCAUAUACAGCUACUGGGCUUUUGAAAUCAUACCUUAAAUAGCUCAUCAGCAAGAUGGGAUUAACCCUGUGCAGAUUCACCUGAUCACAGCAGUGUCCAUAAUAAAGAGGUUAAGUUUAUGUGAAUUUACACUCUAGGACCGACAUUUAGUGUCUGUUGUCCGUAUUAGAGAGAGUGCGUGUUAUAGAAUUUUCUUUUUUAAGAAAAUAUAUGAGAAUUUUGUCGUGAUAUUUUCUAUCCGUAAUAUUGAGGUGUCCAUAUUAGAGAGGUGUCCGUACCAAGAGGUUACACUAAAUUGAGGCCUGGGUCUUAAACAAUUCUGUUGAAGGACUAAAGCUAGACUAUGUUUGCCAUACCUUCAGUAUGACCAGGUCGACAUGACAUUGCUGGAGCCAGUGUGCUCCUUCUCAUCUUUAGUGGGUUGGUCACAACCUCCCACUUCCUGUACUCCGUACCCCAUUCUUCUGCCUCCCGUACCGUUUUGUCCCUUUAUCUCAUGACCCUCCCUGUAGCGAGACAGACAAGACACUGACACGACUGACACAGUCGAUACACGUGUACAUGUGUCAUGCCAUCUCAUUCAUGACCUAUGAUGUAAGUGACUUGGAAAGGUUUCCAAUUUCAAUGGAAGUAAUGCUGCUUUUUUUAUCCUAAGUAUGAAUUUUCAUUUUUUGAAUUUUCUCGCAAGUAAAAUUUUGCUUUAAGCCUUGGAGAAGGUAAAUGGAAGUCAAGAAAUGUUGUUGGGUUCAUUUCUUUGACUGGAUGAUAAGCAGUAGCAAAUAAUGAAAGCUGCCUUUUUGAAUUUCUCUUCUGCUUUCCGCCAUCAUAGAGAUCCCACUUCCCGCCCUUUCUUUUCCUGUCUCUUGUACCUCUCCCGUCCCCUGUUCUCCUGGGCUCCCCCCUGCCCCCCUCCCUUUAUAAACAGGAUUGUUGAUCUUAAUCUGCUGUCUCCAAAUAAUGUUACCCGAGUCUGGUUAAAAACAUAACACUUUGGAGUGACUUAUUAAUUUUAUAAUCAUUUCUCUGUCCAACCUGUUGCUAACUGUACCACCUCAUUUUGAUAUGAUUCUGUAUAAUUAAUUUACAGCGGAAGAUGCAAUGCUUAGGCUUGUCUGUGAGAGGGCCAAGGUAGAAGAUGGACAGUCACUUAUGGUAUGAAACAAUUUGAUGAAUGUGAAAGCUUAUUUACACUUUGCCAGCGUGACUUAAUGACGUAGUAAUUUGGACACUAUUUUUAAACUCAGUUUUUCCCAGUAAAAAUUAUACUUGGCCACUAGCAAGGUUUUUUGGAUAGUUUACCUACAUCUGAAGUAAUAAUACCGAUCAAUCCUAAUUGUAUGCCCUGCUAUGUUUUUUGGCGCCAUGGGUGCUGUUAUUUAAAUUGCUUGUAUUUGUGGGGGGUGGAAAUGGUAUCAUACAUAAAGAGUUUCUUCCAAAUUGCAUGUUAAUAUUACUGAAACAUGGAAGGGGGUUAAUUGUGGGGGAAUUUAUUAUAGUUUUCUUUAGUUUAUUAUUUUUGUUAGGUGGGUUGGCCUUUGACUGGAUGGGAGCAUGAAAUGGACUUUCUAUGACAUGAACUCAAAAGUAGUCUAAAAAUAACAGUAUUAGAAUAUUAGAAGCAAAUAAAAAAGAAUGUUUCUUUUGAUAGGACCUAGGAUGUGGCUGGGGAAGUCUAGCACUGUGGCUGUGUGAGAAGUACCCCAACUGUAAAGUAACUACUGUAUCCAACUCCAGCACACAGCAAGAAUGGAUUGAAUCUGAGGCUCGCAGGAAAGGCUUUAUUGAUAGGAUGACCUGCAUUAAGUCAGAUGCUAAUGUAUUUGACACUCACUUAAAAUUUGACAGGAUUAUUUCUGUUGAAAUGUUCGAGGUAGGAAGUGCACUCCACUUAUGAAUCUUCAUAGUUUAUCUCUUGUUAUAUUUCUUCGGAAGGUAAAAGUAAUGAGGUAAUGUAUAUUAUUAACCUUUUUAUUUUUUCUUUUGUCUUUUCAACUACUUGUGUCACUUAAGUAAUUUAUUUCCUCGUUGCUCGCCUUCUGACCCAUUAGAUUUGUCUCUCAAUUUUCUUCAUUUUCUUUAAUUUCGCAGCACAUGAAAAACUAUGAACAACUAAUGUCCCGAGUAGCCAGCUGGCUUAAACCGUUUGGUUACCUGUUUGUCCAAAUUUUAUGUCACCGUGAGUUUGCCUAUAACUUCAACACCAAGAAGAAUUCUGACACGGAAUGGAUGGCGCGAAAUUUUUUCAGCGGCGGUACCAUGCCUUCGUCAGAUCUGCUUCUAUACUUUCAAAAGGAUCUGUGUAUUGAGAAGCACUGGCAGGUUAAUGGAAAUCACUACGCGCGUACCUUGGAAGCUUGGCUUGUCAAAAUGGAUCAACACGAAAAUAAAGUGCGGCGCAUAUUUGAGAAAACAUACGGCAGCGAUCAAGUUGAUCAGCAAGUUUUCAAUUGGCGCAUGUUUUUUAUUUAUUGUGCUGAAGUAUUUGCAUUCAGGGGUGGUAACGAGUGGAUAGUUGCACAUUACCUCUUCCAAAAAAAGAUGAACAGUAGUUUGUAGCCAAAUCUUUGGUCUUUUGCAUGUAUUGUUUUAAAUAUAUUUGAACAAGGGAUGC
Molecule: messenger RNA, 5356 nt
Organism: Porites lobata
Lineage: Eukaryota; Metazoa; Cnidaria; Anthozoa; Scleractinia; Poritidae
Source: the annotation of a GenBank genome assembly